This is a messenger RNA of Symbiodinium pilosum, 349 nucleotides long. The record is from the annotation of a GenBank genome assembly. Lineage: Eukaryota; Dinophyceae; Suessiales; Symbiodiniaceae.
GGCAUUCGCGCUCUCGUCUCUCACACAGAGCAGGAGUACGGGUACCGUGUCACAGCCAUCCAGCUGAACUUCCACCCGAACCACAAGUCCUCCCAUAAGCAGCACCGAGAUAUCUAUGGUGCUGGGCAGAAGGGCGGCAUAAACUGCACCUGCAGCUUCAUGAAGUGCACUGGAACUGUGUGCUACUCAGUCGGUUCCAGCCGACAAGUCCUGUGCGAAACCAUCACGGACUCACGGUCAAAGUACGAGACCUGUGGAGAGGAGUGCACCGGGCGGAAAAGCUACAAGUGGAUGCACAGUGGCAGCGCCAUGCACUUCAAUGCUCCAUGGAACAACAACCAUACGCAUG